Molecule: messenger RNA, 3327 nt
Organism: Malaya genurostris
Lineage: Eukaryota; Metazoa; Arthropoda; Insecta; Diptera; Culicidae
Exons: 3
Coding region: 1-3327 (1108 amino acids)
Biological process (GO): DNA integration
Molecular function (GO): nucleic acid binding
Source: RefSeq, a predicted model, not a curated record
AUGGCGAUGGGGGUCACAGGAUCGCAUAUUUUCCUGCUGACGGCGAUACUGAAAGUGAAGGAUAGAUGGGGACGGACACAUCUCGCUAGGGCGUUGCUGGAUUCAGGUUCACAGGCAAAUCUCAUGUCAGAAAGACUAUGUCAACUUCUCAAACUUCAACGUAGCGACAAGAAAGUGGAAAUUAGCGGAAUCGGACAAACAAGAAGACAUAUUUCUUGGGAAGUAUCUACGGUUGUUAGCUCGCGUACGCUAGAUUUUUCGUUGCCAAUGGAAUUCUUGGUUUUGGGGCAGGUAACAGACAAUCAGCCAUCUACAUCUAUACCAUUGGCGCAUUGGAAUCCACCGUCCGAUAUGGAUUUAGCUGAUCCUGAAUUCUACAUUUCGCGUCCGAUUGACUUGGUACUUGGUUCACAGUUUUAUUACGAUUUUCAUCUUAUGGAUGGUGGUCGGUUACAAAUUCGUAGGAUCGACAAUACUCUUCCAGUUUUUGUCAACACGGUUUUCGGAUGGGUUGCAGCAGGUGAAUCCGAUUGGAACGGUGGAAUAUCAACAGUGAGCUGCAACUUAGCUGUAACAAAAUCGCUGAAUAAAUCCAUCGAAAGGUUUUGGACAAUCGAAGAACUAUCGGAAACGCUGCCUCGGACCCAAGAAGAGGAAGAUUGUGAACUACAUUUCCGGAAUACGGUCAGUCGUGAUACAAACGGGCGAUAUGUAGUGCGCUAUCCAAAGCAUAUGAACUUCCACGAAAUGAUUGGAGAAUCGAAGGAUGCAGCAAUACGAAGAUUUCAACAUUUGGAAAGGCGGUUGGCGAAGGACUCCGAACUGAAGAAGCAGUACUGCGAAUUCAUGCAAGAGUAUCUAGAUCUGGAACAUAUGAAGCUCAUCGGUUCAGUGGACGGUUUGCGGGAAGAGAAAAAACCAGUUUGUUACCUUCCUCAUCAUCCAAUUUUCAAGGAAUCAAGCUCAACAACAAAGGUGCGAGUCGUGUUCGAUGGUUCAGCAAAAACUUCUACGAAUUUUUCUCUCAAUGAUGCGCUUCUUACUGGACCGGUAAUACAGGAUGAUUUGCUAGAUCUAAUGAUACGCUUCCGCAAACACGCUGUCGCUUUGGUUGCCGACAUAGAAAAGAUGUAUCGGCAAAUACGCGUACAUUCAGAAGAUACACCAUUGCAGAGAAUUGUCUGGCGUUUCAACCCAUCAGAGCCGAUUCAGGUUUAUGAGCUUCUCACUGUCACCUACGGUCUUUCUCCAUCGUCGUUCCUGGCAACACGAGUGCUUAAGCAGUUGGCUUUGAACAGUGCGAGAAACCAAAAAUCAGUAUCUGUUGCAGUAGCGGAAGAUUUUUAUAUGGACGAUUUUCUAUCGGGAGCGGAAUCUAUUGAAGAUGCUAAGCGAUUGCGAUUCGGUGUACAAACACUUAUGGCGGAAGCAGGACUACAGCUUCGAAAAUGGAACUCAAAUAUCUCAGAAGCUUUGGAAAUUGCCCCGGAAGGACCCACCAUUCUACAUUUUGAAAAGGAACCGAAGGUGAAAACACUAGGAGUUGCCUGGGAGACUGGACCAGAUCAGUUUUGCUUCGACGUUCGCGAUAUCAAACAUGGCGAGCAAUGGACAAAGCGAAAGAUAUUUUCGGCGAUAGCUCAGUUAUACGAUCCUCUUGGACUUGUGUCACCUGUUAUAGCUUGGGCUAAGAUACACAUGCAGCAGCUUUGGUUAUCUUCCGUUGGUUGGGAUGAUCCAGUUACCGUUACUGUAAACGCUAGAUGGGAAGAGUUCUACGUUCAGUUACCUGAGUUGAGAUCGUUUAAGAUACCAAGAUGUUUGUUCCUAGCCAAACCAACGGAUACUCAGUUUCACGUUUUCUGCGAUGCCUCGGAACUGGCAUACGGAGCUUGUAUUUAUGCGCGUUCGACCAACAAGGAUGGCGAAAUCAAGGUUACGCUCAUAUCAUCAAAAUCUCGUGUAGCUCCACUCAAACGGCUUUCUCUACCUCGCUUGGAGUUGUGUGCUGCUCUUUUGGGGGCCAAACUAUACGCCCGGGUCUCAGCAGCAUUACGGAUGGAAGGAACUUCUUGCUGGUUUUGGUCAGAUUCCACCGUCACUCUACACUGGAUACAAGCACCAUCCAACACUUGGCAGACUUUCGUCGGAAAUCGCACUUCUGAAAUACAAAAUCUUACUCGAGGACAUAACUGGAACCACGUCAAAGGAGUCGAAAACCCGGCCGACUAUGUAUCUCGUGGAAUGCUACCAAGGAACUUCAUCGCAAAUAUGAUUUGGCUCGAAGGCCCAGCUUGGCUCCAAAAAUCGCAGGAAAAUUGGCCUGAACACCAUAAUCCAGAACCUCCGCCAGAAGAUAUUCUAGAGAGAAGAAAAACCGUACUAGUAGUUCAACAAAACUCGACCGUAGACUGUCUAUAUGAGAGAUAUUCGUCAUUUCUAAAGCUAGUACGUGUUACAGCCUAUAUACUACGCUUCGUAAACGCUUGUAAGAGUAAAUUUAAACAUCCAACUGAUAUAUUUGUCACAAUACAAGAAAUGCAAGCAGCCAAAGAAGCAUUAGUCAAAGGUGUGCAGCAGCAAACGUUCCACGAAGAGUUGAAGGCGUUAAAAAACAAGCGACCACUUCCAUCACAUUCAGCAUUGAAAUAUCUUCGUGCAAUAAUUGAUACUAAUGGAAUCCUUCGUGUCGGUGGCCGGCUUCAACACUCCGAAGAAGUAUACCAAGCCAAGCACCCUAUGAUUCUCCCAAACGCAUUUAUCGCCGCUUUACGUCGUUUCAUAGCACGUCGUGGUUUGCCUCAACAAAUUCAUUCCGAUAAUGGAACUAAUUUCAAGGGAGCAAAAAAUACUCUACUGGCACUGUAUCAUAUGCUCAACGAUAAACCUAGUCAUGAAAAAAUUGUCAAUGAAUGUGUCAAUAGAGGCAUUCAAUGGAAAUUCAUACCCCCUCGAGCACCCAAUUUCGGAGGGCUAUGGGAAGCAGCAGUAAAAACAGCAAAAACUUCGUUGAUCAAAACGAUCGGUCAAUGUAAACUAUCGUACGAAGAUUUCGUCACUCUAUUAACGCAGAUCGAGGCCAACAUGAACACUCGUCCACUUACUCCACUUUCGGAAGAUCCCUCUGAGCUCGACGUGUUAACUCCAGGACAUUUCCUUACGGGAUCAUCAUUGGGAGCAUUACCAGAUCCAGAUUACACUAAAAUACAACCCAAUCGAUUAAAACACUAUCAGCAAUUACAGCAGCUGAUUCAACAACAUUGGGUUCGAUGGAAAAAGGAUAGUAGUAGUAGUAGUAGUAGUAGUAGUAGUAGCAGUUGCGGAUAG